AUGCCUUCAAAAUAUAACCCAAAGGUAAUCUACAAUAAAACUGUAGAGGGUAUCAAAGAACUCAACUACCGUGACCCACAAUCUCCAAUCUUAGACUCCUCAGAAGGUGUCUACCUCAACUCCCCAGAUGAAAAACUCACUAAAGUCCUCGAAUUCAACGAACCCGUCGUAGAUGUUAGAGAAUACACUACUGAUCAACGCUUCAACCCUUUCCUCAUCAUCUACCAUUACCUCAUCUCCCUCUUCCCCAUCGUCACUUGGAUCUACAGAUAUAACCUCACUUGGCUUUAUGGUGAUCUCAUUGCUGGUAUCACUGUUGGUAUCGUCGCUGUCCCUCAAGCAAUGUCCUAUGCUAAAAUCGCUACCCUCUCCCCAGAAUAUGGUCUCUACUCAACUUUUGUCGGUGUCUUCAUCUACUGCUUCUUUGCCACUUCAAAAGAUGUCUGUAUCGGUCCUGUAGCUGUCAUGUCCCUUCAAGUCGGUCGCACAAUCACUAAAGUCACUGAUAAGUACCCAGAAUAUGCUGAUAAAGGUCCAGUAAUUGCUACAACCCUUGCACUCAUUUGCGGUGGUGCCGCCGCUGGUAUCGGUCUCCUCCGUCUUGGUUUCAUUCUCGAGUUCAUCCCAAUCCCCGCUGUCAUGGGCUUCAUGACUGGCUCUGCAUUUUCCAUCAUGAUUGGCCAAGUCCCCAGUUUGUUUGGUAACUCAAAGUUUCUCAACACUCGUGAUUCAACUUACCUUGUCUUUAUCAACUUUUGGAAACAAAUUAAACACACUAAAACUGACGUCGCCUUUGGUAUCCCCCCACUCGUUGCCCUCUUUACCAUCAAGUUCCUUUGUGACUACCUCACCAAGCGCGCACCCAAGUAUAAAAUUAUUUGGUUCUAUCUUUCCGUCCUUCGUAAUGGUAUCAUCAUUGUCCUCUUCACUGCCAUUGCCUAUGGUUGCUACAAGGACCGCCGCUCAAAUGCUCCCAUCUCCCUUAUUAAAACAGUCCCCUCUGGUCUCAAGCACACUGGUGUCCCAGAAAUUGAUCACAAUAUUGUCACUGCCUUGGCUUCGGAAAUCCCAGUCUCUGUUAUUGUCCUCCUCCUUGAACACAUCUCCAUUGCAAAAUCUUUUGGUCGUGUUAACAAUUAUAGAGUCUCCCCUGAUCAAGAACUCAUUGCUAUUGGUGUCACUAACCUCAUUGGUGUCUUCUUUAAUGCCUACCCUGCUACCGGCUCCUUCUCUAGAACUGCCCUCAAGGCAAAGUGUGGUGUCCGUACUCCUAUUGCUGGUAUCUUCACCGGUGCUGUUGUCCUCCUCGCCAUUUACUGUCUCACUGAUGCCUUUUACUGGAUCCCUAAUGCAACCCUUUCAGCUGUCAUUAUCCACGCUGUCUAUGAUCUUAUGGCUUCUCCUAAAACAUCUUGGCACUUCUGGACCGUCUCUCCUAUUGAAUCUAUCAUCUUCAUUGCUGCUGUCUUCAUCACUGUUUUCUCCACUAUCGAGGCUGGUAUCUACUUUUCCAUCUGUGCAUCCUGUGCUCUCAUGCUUCUCCGCAUUGCCUUUGCCCGUGGCCAGUUCCUCGGUCGUGUCGAGUACCACGAACUCAUUGACCCAACCAUCAUUUCUCGUAAUGGUCAAAUCGUCUUUGACGGUAGACUCUCUAAAGUCUCAUCAAACACUUCUUCUAAUGAACCUAAAAAGUCUGUCGCUUAUGACGAAGAACAAGUCACCCCUGCAAAGACUGCCGACAACCAAGUCUUUGAAACUGAAAUCCGCCCAGCCUCUGAUCCAAACACUAACGUUUCUCCCGUCAUCCCUCAAAGUUCAUACCUUAGACGCUUUCGCUGGGUCCCCCUCAACCUCAAGAACCUCAAUCCCAAUGUCAAGGUCAUUCCUCCUCCCCCGGGAGUUGUUGUUUUCCGCCCCAACGAGUCUUUCAUCUAUCCUAAUGCAUCCCGUCAAGUUGACUUCAUUCUGGAUGAAGUUAAGAGAUCAACAAGACCUGCCAUCAUUGAUAUUCACCAAAAGAUUGGUGACAGACCUUGGAACGACGAUGGCCCUCGCCACCGCAAAAUAGACCCUGACUUUGUCGAUCCACGCCCUGUUUUGCGUGCUGUUGUCUUUGACAUGACUUCAGUCCCCCAUAUUGAUGCCACGGGUGUUCAAAACAUUAUUGAUAUUAGAGCUGCUAUUCUUAACUAUACCAAGACUGAAAGUGUAGAGUACCACUUUGUGGGUCUCAUUUCUCAGUGGAGUCGUCGCGCUCUAAUUGCAAACAAACUUGGUGUGGGUCACAUUUCUCCCUCGCAUCACCGCGUUGACGCUGCCGAACGCAACUUUGGUCCCAAAUGGUCGGAUGCCCCUGUCGCUGAUUUCGGAUACCCCAUUGAGGAAAUCCAAAAGACUGCUUCUGCCAAGUUUGAUGAUGAAGAAGCGAAGAUUGGCGGUUAUUCUGGUGAAGACUCCCCUGGUGGCGAGCCUUCCAAUCACAUUUUGCUGCCUCUUGUGGGUACAAAUACUCCUUACUUCCACUUUUCCAUGUCUGAUCUCGACUACCUGUUUGAAGAAGAGGUUCCCGAGCAGCCUGAAAUUGUGGUUGUUUAG
Molecule: messenger RNA, 2595 nt
Organism: Magnusiomyces paraingens
Lineage: Eukaryota; Fungi; Ascomycota; Dipodascomycetes; Dipodascales; Dipodascaceae
Exons: 1
Coding region: 1-2595 (864 amino acids)
Biological process (GO): transmembrane transport
Cellular component (GO): membrane
Molecular function (GO): secondary active sulfate transmembrane transporter activity
Source: RefSeq, a predicted model, not a curated record